Messenger RNA from Pseudomyrmex gracilis, 1637 nucleotides. It is a transcript of the gene Orc5, whose product is annotated as origin recognition complex subunit 5. Gene Ontology annotation, cellular component: nucleus; nuclear origin of replication recognition complex. Lineage: Eukaryota; Metazoa; Arthropoda; Insecta; Hymenoptera; Formicidae. The coding region runs from base 169 to 1482 and encodes 437 amino acids. The record is from RefSeq and is a predicted model, not a curated record. The transcript is spliced from 2 exons. Gene Ontology annotation, biological process: DNA replication; DNA replication initiation. Gene Ontology annotation, molecular function: DNA replication origin binding.
CAUUAUAGAUCUACACUAGAAGUCUUUCGUCUAGAGCCCACGCAGUUUAAUAAAAAACUUGAUGAACUGGUAACCUUCUUGGCUCAGAUGUGAUACAGAGUAUAAGCAAUUAAAAUUCUCAACAUUGAAUACAUUUCAAGUUGUUUGGAUAAUUUUUAGUUAUAUAACAUGGAACGGUAUUUAGAAGCGACAAAGAACAGUAUUUUAUGCCGAGAUAAAGUCAUAACACAGCUGUAUUCUUUGAUUGGCGAGGCAAACGAACCAAUGCCGGAGUGUAUAUUUUUGUACGGUCACAUGGCCACUGGAAAGUCGUUGAUUGUGCAAAGUUUGCUUAAAUAUUUGAAGUACAAUGUCAGUUUUGUCAAUUGUAUAGAGCAUUUGGGCAGCAAGCAUGUGUACAAUUACAUACUGCACGAUCUAACGGCAUUCAAAACAAAGAAAUCCAGCAAUGACGUACCACUGAAUUAUAACUGUGACAAUAUUAUGGACUUCAUACUUGCGCUAAGAAAUAUUUGUCUCGACGAUAAACGUCCGAUUGUAUUAGUGUUCGAUAAGUGUCAUAAGUUAAGGCAUUUCGAUGUGACUUUUCUAUCGGCGUUUUCGAAGCUCAGAGAGUUAUCUGGUAUCAAUGUAUGUACUGUUUUUAUAAGCGAAAUCGCGUGGGACAAAUUUAACACCAAGAUAGGCACAUUGCGGCCCGUAAAGAUCUACUUUCCGCAGUACACGAAGGACGAAAUGACUAAAUUGUUACUGCUGGACAAACCGGCCAAGUACAAUGCGGAAUUUUACAAGACCUAUCUUAAUUGGUUUCUUUCUGUGUUUUUUCGAUUUUGUCGGGAUUUAAAUGAGCUUCGGCACAUGGCCGGAAUAAAUUUUGUCAAGUGCAUAGAGCCCGUAGAAAGUAAGCGAAUUGAUCAAAAUAACGUUUCCGCGCUAUGGCGAAAUAUUUCCGCCACGCUGAAAUCCAAUCUGGAAGUGAUUUAUUUGCGAGUUUCCACGGACGACUUCUCGCAGGAAACGGAUCAUAAAAUGUCUCGGGAGAUCGAGUCGACGACGAAGUUGGCUCUGAGCUUCGAAUUGCCAUUUUACGCGAAGUUUAUGCUUAUCGCGGCGUAUUUGGCUUCGUCCAUUCCGAUAAAGUACGAUAAACAUAUCUUUAUGAAACAGAACAGUAAAAGAAGAAAGAGAAAGCAGAUUAAAAGAAAGACAGAAGAGAUGAAUUCGCAGAGAAAACCUCGAGUUUUCGGUAUUUCGAGGAUGCUCGCGAUCUUCUGCGCCAUACUUAACGAAAAAGUGGACAUAAAUGCUAAUCUGCUUGCGCAGAUAUCUACUUUGUGCGAACUCGGUUUAUUGAGCGUCGUCGGCGAUAACGUCCUGCAAUUGGACGAGCCGAAGUUUAAGUGUUGCGCGAGCCAAGACUUCGUUACGGUCGUGGCUAAGACAGUUGGCCUCAAUAUUAACCAUUAUUUGAGCAUAAAUUAAAUACAUUUGCUAUAUAAAUUAUACAAAAACAUUUUAUUUUUGAUAAUAUUUAUCCGUCUGUGUACGUUUUAAACAGUUCGAGCUAAGAUGUAUCGUUAAGACUUUAAGUGUAGAAAAUAAUCUCUUCUUGAAUAUUUAUAUUUAUUUACAAUACA